Molecule: messenger RNA, 1488 nt
Organism: Pyrenophora tritici-repentis Pt-1C-BFP
Lineage: Eukaryota; Fungi; Ascomycota; Dothideomycetes; Pleosporales; Pleosporaceae
Product: UhpC, Sugar phosphate permease
Biological process (GO): transmembrane transport
Cellular component (GO): membrane
Molecular function (GO): transmembrane transporter activity
Source: RefSeq, a predicted model, not a curated record
AUGGCGACCCAGUACGAGCAGGAGAAGAUUUCCACCCACGAUGCGGCUCAUGUCGAAGAGCACCACAGGAAGGCUGGUGGACUGGCCGCCAACAUGAGCCCCGAACGACGACAGCAGGUUGAGAAGACGCUGAAACGCAAGCUGGACAUACGAUAUCUCGACAGGAACAACAUCGCAGCAGCGCGUCUGGGUGGGUUCGAAGAAGAUCUCGGUCUUACCGCUACCCAAUACUCGACAUGCCUAAGUAUUCUCUAUGUUGGGUAUAUUUUGAUGCAGGUCCCGUCAAAUAUGAUCAUCAACCGGAUACCACGCCCGUCGUUAUACAUUGGCGUUGUAAUGCUUAUCUGGGGCAUGAUUAGUACCCUGAGUGGUAAUGUCAACAGCUUUUCCGGCAUGGUGGCCAUUCGUUUCAUGAUUGGCUUUGUCGAGGCAGCUUUUUUGCCUGGAGCCCUUCUGAUUUUAUCCAAAUGGUAUACGAGACGCGAGCUCACACUUCGAAACGCCAUCCUUUUCUGUGGAAACCUCAUCUCAAACGCCUUCAGUUCACUCGUUGGAGCAGCCGUUCUAGGCAACAUGGAGGGAACUCUAGGGCACAGAGCAUGGCGUUGGCUCUUCUGGAUCGAGGGGGCAGUUACAAUGGCUAUUGCUAUUGCAGCUGUAUUCGUUCUUCCGGAUCUUCCUCAUAAUUCGCGUGGUUUCACCGAAGAAGAGCGGGCGGUGGCGGUUCUACGAAUGACCGAGGACGUGGGAGAAGCCGACGAGGACUCGUCUGAGCAGUCCGCCUUUGCUGGAUUCUUCAUGGCUGUCAAGGAUCUCAAGAUUUACGUUAUGAUGUUGACGUUUACGGCAUAUGUUAUCGGACUGUCGUUCAACGCUUUUUUCCCGACCCUCACCAAAACUCUCGGAUUCGGAUACAUCACCACGCUCCUCAUGAGUGCGCCGCCGUGGGCCUUUGCUUGCAUUGUCAGUCUUAUUAAUGCCUGGCACGCUGAUCGCCAACAAGAGCGCUUCUGGCACAUUGUCGGGCCCAUUAUGGUUGGCAUCGUGGGAUUCGCAAUUUCAAUGGCGACAUCACACACAGCAGCACGCUACGUUGCUCUCUUCCUACAGGCUUCAUCUUACGCUGGCUUUAUCGUAUUCUACUCCUGGAUUUCAUCCUCCUUCCCUCGUCCCCCGGCCAAGCGCGCAGUGGCCAUUGCCAUGAUCAACGCCUUCAGUCAACUCGGCAACAUUGCUGGAUCGUAUGUGUGGAACAUGAAGGACAACGGGUACCGAAACAGCUACGGCGUUGUCACGGCCAUGUUUGGCGUUACAAUCAUGGGGUGCUUCGUCUUCAGAGUCAUCUUGGUGCGCUUGAACAAGCGACUAGACGACGGUGUAGAUGCCUGGGUUGUACAUGGAGAUGUUGCAGAGCAAACCGCAGCAACGGAGGGCGUAAGUGUCGAGGAGGGCAAGAAGAUGAUGGGAGACUUUAGGUAUCUCAUCUAG